Aricia agestis (brown argus) is the source of this 1371-nucleotide messenger RNA. RefSeq lists its product as uncharacterized. The record is from RefSeq and is a predicted model, not a curated record. Gene Ontology annotation, molecular function: nucleic acid binding; zinc ion binding. The transcript has a single exon. The coding region runs from base 1 to 1371 and encodes 456 amino acids. NCBI's taxonomy places the organism in Eukaryota, Metazoa, Arthropoda, Insecta, Lepidoptera, Lycaenidae.
AUGGUCGCCACUAAGUCCUCCAAUCUUAAGGGUACCUACGUAAGGUACCUUAAAGAUUCGGUGGCGACCAUUAAAAUUGUCUUCGAUGAAGUGAAAAAUCGCUCCUCAACGGAAGAGAUCAGAAGGUUGGAGGCCCAGAACGCACGGCUCGAAGGGCAAUUGGCGAUUUUACGUCAAGAGCUCAACGAGUUGCGCAGACAGACUUCGCAGCCCACGGGAAAUGACGUGCGUGAGCUAUUGGCCGAAGUGUCUCGUGCAAACGUGGAGACCUUUGGCAAUAUGCUCAACGCCAGGCUCGCCGGUUUGGAGGAUCGUCUCCUGCCAGAGCCAAGGCGAAGGCCACUGCUAGUAGCUGAUAACGCAGCGGCUGCGAGCGUAGAGGCCCCCCUAGUCGAAGGAGGAUUGUCGAAGGCUAAGAACAAGCCUUUGACUAGAAAUAGGAAAAAGGCGACUAUGGAAGCGGCAGGGCCGUCACAGGCUUCCACCGCCAGCGUGCCGCUGAAAGAAGGAGGAAAGAAAAGGAAGAAGAGAGGGAAAAAGUCGUUGCGUUGUUGUCGAGCUGCCAAAAGGGCAGCCCCCAAGAAGAAAAAGAAGAGGAAGCUGCGUCCAUCCAAGAUCGCUGCCAUCACUCUAACGAUGGAGAAGGGGGUUGACCAGAGUCGUGUGUCGUACGCCUCUAUUUUGGAAGAGGCGAAGAGCCGGAUCGACUUUGAAGAGGCAGGAAUCUGCCAGAGAAACAAGGUUCGAUUCCGGCUAGCGAGGACAGGCGCCCGGAUACUCGAUGUGACCGGGGAGGACGCCCAGCAGAAGGCGGACGCCCUCGCCAACAGGAUGAGGGAUGUCCUUGAUAGGGACGUCGUUAGAAUCGGCCGCCCUGUCAAAAGAGCCAAAUUGCUCGUCUCCGGCAUGGAUGACGCAGCGACCGCCGCCGAUGUCAUCAAGGCGGCGGCAAAAGAAGGCGGUUGCCCGGCCAUCGACAUCCGGUCGGGCAGAAUUACGGUGGGUCCCAGGGGCGCGCGGAGUUUGUGGCUCCACAUCCCCACGGUUGCUGCCAAGAAGCUGAUGGAUUCUGGGCGGCUGCAGGUAGGCUGGGUCAUGACGAAGGUGGUGCUGCUGGCCGCGAGGCCAACGCGGUGCUACCGAUGUCUUGACACCGGCCACUUGGCGUCGAACUGCCAGUCCCCGGUGGACCGUAGCGGGAAUUGCUUCCGCUGCGGUAAGUCGGGGCACAAGGCCGGCGACUGCGCGGAGGAGCCCAGAUGCUUUUUCUGCGCCGAGCUCGGCAAAGAGAGCAACCACGUGCUGGGGACUAACGGUUGCAGCACAACAGAAGAAGAAGCGCAAGGCUCCCUCCAAGGCUCGGCUGCGUAA